CUCGUCCAGAUUUUUUCGCUGGCCUGUCUGGCUUCUCAUCUGCUAAAGCAGCUAAUAAUACACUCGACGCUCAUCCUGGCGGCCACUGCAGUGUAAUACCGCGGUCUUGACGCUAUCUCAAUAAUAAGCUUACGAGCAACGACUCAUAUCUCCAUGACGAGAUACCGUGCAAUGCAGCAGCUUAGUCUCGCCAAUCUCGUCUUUCUAGUCGGCACGGCAUCAGGAGCUCUCUUGACCUUGUCCAGUUUCGAAGGCCUGGCCUCUCCAGCGCCUCUUUCGUGCAUAUAUGCAUACAAUGCACCAAUUCGAGGAUGCACCGCAGGCGAUUUCGGUAAAGGCACCACAUGCUCAGAGAGCUGCAUCGAAGGAUUACAAGCGGUGCAGUUUACAGUGCGAUCCUUGUGUGCCAAAGUCAGCUCUGCCAACAAUCCUCUGCUCAAGCAAAUACAAGCCGGCAAUCUAGUGGCUGCUAUCUGCAGUGCAGGCACGCCAGCUUCAACUCCAACUUCAACGCCGGCUUCAACGCCAGCUUCUCCCCCUGCGACGACGUUACAAACCUCGACGAGACAAACGUCGCCGCCACCACAAGUUCCGCCCACAUCUCAAAGCCCAUCAGAUGUUGCACCCCCUUCAACAUCAACGCAAGGACCUGUUUCUACUGAAGCAGCAUCAAGUGCGGUAGCAUCCACCACACCGGAUCACAGCAUCACAUCAGCAGCCGUUCCCAGCUCGACGAUCGAGUCCGUCGCACGAACCUCGCAAACAAGUGUCGAUCAGCCCUCUUCAUCGAGCGAGGAGCCGUCAAAACCAACACGGCCGAUCAAUCCUAACGCACAGCCGGGUAGCGGCGGCGGAGAUCCAUUCGACUUUGUCGCAAUCAGCGCGGCAACCAAAUUUAAUUUUCCCGAAACCCUCAUCACAGUGGCCACUGCCAUUACCGCCACGCUGGCGACACUAAUGCUGAUAUAAUAUUGUAUUUUUAUUUGUUUACUGCCGCAGCUUGGAUUCUGAGGAAGUUAUCAAUCUUUAAUAUCUAUGUAAUGGUCGGGAACAAGAGCCUGGAACAGCGCGCCUAUAAUUGAGCAGGGAAGCGCUAACCGGCGGCAUGAAUUCCCAGCACGGGGGCACUUUAAUGACAAUAAUGCAAAGGGUGUACAUGUAUAACAAACGACAGAGAAGGCAUUAUCUUUUUCAUGGAACUGCGACAGGAUCGCAGACACGGGAUUGGCGAGCAGUACGAAUACAUGCUUGGCCGGAACAGGCGCAGGUUUCGUUGGAUUUGGGGAUAUGAGCUGAAUGCUCUUGAGGGAAAAUGUAUGAUACUUAUGAAUGAAUGAAUCAACUUGGCACCACGCCGUAAUUAAAUGCGACUUGUCGGAC
Molecule: messenger RNA, 1380 nt
Organism: Trichoderma asperellum CBS 433.97
Lineage: Eukaryota; Fungi; Ascomycota; Sordariomycetes; Hypocreales; Hypocreaceae
Source: RefSeq, a predicted model, not a curated record